UCGGGCGGGUGGAGCCGAGCGGCGGGUCGGGCGAGCGGCGGACGUGUAUUGCGCUUUCGUUGUUCCCUCAGUCGGAAAAUCGACCGAAAAUGCGAGGUUUUGGCGGAGACCGCGAUCGUGGCAGAGACAGGGGAAGCAGCAACGGGCCACGGUUUGGGGGAGGGCCUAAUCGUGGAGGCUCAUCGCUGGGAAAGAAGUUCGGCCAGCCUGGAGAACGUCUUAGAAAGAAGAAGUGGGAUUUGGAUGAGCUGCCAAAAUUUGAGAAGAAUUUCUAUGUGGAGCACCCUGAAGUGGUUAGAUUAAGCCCGUAUGAUGUGGAGGAUUUCCGUCGGAAGAAAGAAAUUACCACAAAGGGAACCGACUGCCCGAAACCAGUGUUCCAGUUUCAUCAAGCCAAUUUCCCAUCCUAUGUGAUGGAUGUUCUGUGUUCGCUGAAUUUUGUGGAACCAACACCAAUACAGUGCCAGGGCUUUCCGGUAGCGCUUAGUGGGCGUGAUAUGGUUGGAAUUGCACAGACUGGAUCUGGCAAAACGCUGGCUUAUUUAUUGCCAGCCAUCGUGCACAUCAACCACCAGCCAUUCCUUGAGCGAGGCGACGGCCCCAUUUGCUUGGUAUUGGCACCUACACGAGAGCUGGCGCAGCAGGUACAGCUGGUUGCUGAAGACUAUGGAAAAUCUUCACGAAUAAAGAGUACCUGUAUUUAUGGUGGUGCCCCUAAAGGCCCUCAGAUCCGGGACCUGGAGAGAGGAGUGGAAGUCUGCAUUGCAACCCCAGGCCGUUUGAUUGACUUCUUGGAAGCUGGAAAGACUAAUCUCCGUCGUUGCACUUACCUGGUGCUUGACGAGGCUGAUCGCAUGCUGGAUAUGGGCUUUGAGCCGCAGAUUCGGAAAAUCGUGGAGCAGAUCAGGCCUGACAGACAGACUCUGAUGUGGAGUGCCACUUGGCCAAAAGAAGUCCGGCAGCUAGCUGAGGACUUCUUACGGGAUUACAUUCAGAUCAAUGUUGGAGCCUUGGAACUGAGUGCCAACCACAACAUCCUUCAAAUUGUUGAUGUAUGUCAGGAGACUGAGAAGGACCUGAAACUGCUCCAUCUGAUGGAGGAAAUCAUGGCAGAGAAAGAAAAUAAAACAAUCAUCUUUGUAGAAACUAAACGGCGCUGUGAUGACCUGACCCGCAGGAUGAGAAGAGAUGGCUGGCCGGCAAUGUGCAUUCAUGGAGAUAAAAGUCAGCCGGAGAGAGAUUGGGUCCUUAAUGAAUUCCGAUCAGGAAAAGCACCCAUCCUUAUUGCAACUGACGUUGCAUCUCGAGGUUUAGAUGUGGAAGACAUCAAAUUUGUGAUCAAUUACGACUACCCUAAUUCCUCUGAAGACUACGUCCAUCGCAUUGGUCGUACAGCACGCAGCACAAAUAAAGGCACAGCCUACACCUUCUUCACACCAGGCAAUGUGAAACAGGCUAGGGAGCUGAUCAAAGUAUUGGAAGAGGCCAACCAAGCCAUUAACCCAAAACUUCUACAGCUUGUUGAUCAUGGAAGAGGAAGUGGAAGAGGAGGCCGUUCGCGUUAUCGGCCCACUGGAUCCAAUCCUAACACCAUGUACAGAGAUGAUCGAGACAGAGGCCGCAGCCGGGCUUUUAGAGACCUCGAUGGGGACCGCAGAGAUAGGGGAGAUGGUGGGAGCAGGUUUGGGGGGCAGAGAGAUUCCCGUGAUGCUGCAGGUCCAUUAAGUAAGCAGAGUUUCCGAUCUCCUCAGGCUAACAGUUAUGGGAGUACCAUAUAUGGGCAACAGUCAAUCCAGUACCCAAACUUCACACAAAGUGGGCUUUAUGGGACUACUAACCAAACUGUAUAUGGAGUUGCCUCUCAGACUGCAUUUGGAAAAUCGAGUACUUUCCAAACUCCAAGCCCAGGAGGUGCUUACGGAGCCUCUGGGUAUGGUGCUGCUGCUCAAGCUGUGGCUUAUACCUCGAGUAAUUACAGUGCUACAACUUCUGCCAGUGCAGGGCGGCCCCCACAGUCGGCACCACAGUACCGGCAGAAUGGGAUGGGGCAACAGCCGCAGCCACUGUUGUCUCAAACAUAUCAACAAAGCAACUCCUUGUUGGGUUAUAUGUCCCAGGGGAACUACCAGUACACACCCCCACCUCCACCACCUCCCCCUUCGCAGGGAACAACCCGAAAAUAAUUUUGCUUUUCUAAAAUUUACAUUUUGUUCCCGUUUAUAAAGGUCUAGGCAUCAAUUCCAUUUUCUACUGAACAGUAAAACUUUAAAAAGGAUAAGUAAAUUAUACAGUUGCAUCCACCUUGACUUUGUUACUACAGUAGUGUGCUGGACAGCAAACCUUGUGACACUGAUCCACCUAUCAAAAGUUUACUCAAGUCCACCAUAAAUCUGACUGAUGUGUGGUCUGCACAAGUGUGUUAAUACUUGCAAAUCAUGGCACAGAGCUGAACUGCUGAUCACUCCGUGAAUUGGUGGCAGAUCAUUGGAUGAUUGCUUGACCCUUUGAACCUAGUGAGUAAGCAAGCUCCAUGGUGCUCUGGGUUCAACCACUCUCCAGAAUAUUUUUAAACCAUUUUAUCUUUUAAAAAGGUAGGUUUUGUGUCUCUGUUGAUAUAGUGUAAUUCUAUCAGGAUGUUGAUGAUUCCUGUAAUUCAGAUAUAAUCUGAAGCCGGAGGUUCAGACUUGGCCCUUGUUCUCAUUGUGACAACAGAAAUUUCAAAUGAAAAUAAGAUGAUUGUUUUAGUGUGACAAGAGAAAAAGUUGUCAUAUUUUCAGUUUUUGCAUAAUCCAUCAAAAAUUCCACAGUGCCACUUUCAUUUUGGGUCUCUUGCAGUGGAAAUUCUUAAUUGUGUUUAAACUCUAUAAUAGCUACUCUUGUCACCUGUAAGGGGGAGGGGGGGGGAAGGUGGGGAGCUAAAGUUCACAGAAAAUCCUUUGGGUUCUAUAUUUUGUAAUUUUUACUAAGCAUAGGCAUUUAGACUAAUAACACCUUGGCUGUAAAACUGUUAAAACAUGCUGGGAAACGAAAGCUAGAAACGAUUAAUUGGAUGUUGACCUUGAGGUUAGGGCUCCUAGUUUGGAUCAGUUGAGAUGAGAAAUGAUGGUGCAGAAUCUGGCCCCAUAGUAUUUUUAUGAGUACAAUACAAUUGGCAAAAAUUAAACAGUAGCAGCCUGUGGAGAGCUGGAAAUGGCAACUCAGUAAAACUAGUCUAAAGGUGACAGUUAACUUACUCCACCCAAACACCAGUCCCCAUCCUACCCAAUGCCUGCCUGACGUCUAAAUGAAGUCAGAGAUACUUGGAUUAUUUCCGGUAUAAAGACAGAAGGUUGGCUAGCAACUGGGGAGGGAAGGAGGUAACAUUUUUAGGUUGAUCUGUUAUUUCUAGUUUCCUUUAUGAAGUGAGCUUGUAUGUAAUAUCCCAUGGUGGAAGCAGUGAGGUCUGACUCAGGUUCUAUUAUAUUCUAAAUUUAAUUUCCAAUUGCUUUAAAUUAUUGACAACCUAAAAUACUGGAAUUGUUACUCAACAAGCUUCCCAUGAUCCCCAGCUUGUUACUCUUGCUGCCACUACCCAAGAAAAGUUUUGCUUUAGAGCAAUCCUUCAUCAGGUACUAAGGCCAACUAAUAGGUGACAAGAAGUUGCAGAAUUGGGAUCAAUCUGAUACUUCAGACCACCAUUUUUUGAGUACUUUUUCCAUAUUUAGUAGUAGUGGCUUGUUCCUGUUGCAUUGAUGUUCAAGUUAAUUUGACUAUUUUCUCUCUUGUAUAAUUGGCCAGUUUUUAGUUAUAUUGCUAGCCAUUCAUGCUACUGAGAUUUUUUUCCAAAUGUUUGAAUGCUGGAUGUUUCGUUAAAGGUAGGUGUUUCUUAAAUGAGCUCAUUUAAAGUCCAUUCACUUGUUUUGAGGCAUUAUAAUAGAGAAGAUAUUGUGGCUGAUUUUAAUUUUUAAAUGAUCGUUUGAAAGUUCUAAUAGAAGUAGGAUUAAGAUUGUAUGGUAAAGCUUCAGAACUACUUUCCUAGAGUUCUUCAUAGGUCCAAAUUCACUAUCAUUAAUUAGCAAGUUGUAAUAAAAUGAUGCAAGCAGUUGAAAUUUGACCUGAAAAACUGAAAUUGUUUGUUACUCUGGCCUGUAAUGUUCUGUAGCCACACUGCAAAAUUAAUAACUUUUACUGUGUCUUGUGUGCACAUUAUUCUUUCAAUUAAUAGCAUCAUUCCUGUAAAAGACUUGAAUGCUGCCUUUUGAUUUCUGUGAAGCUGGUUUUCAUGUCUGUAAAUGUGUUGAUACAAGUGUUAGAAUAUUUACCAAUGUGGCUGUCAGAUGGGUGAGAACUUCCGUUCCUGAAAUGUGCCUUUUGCCUAUUGGUGGCAUUAGCAGAUUACCAUAAAUGGAGGUGAUUUGGCUUUGCAAAAUUUAGUCUGCAGCAUCAAUCUUUUUACUUGCACUCAAAAGGUAGCUCCCUGUAGACAUUUCUGUUUUGGAGCAAGAGGUGGAGGGUCAGUGAAGAUAAUUUACAAGUCGUUUUAUUUUGAAGUUAGUAUGGCCAGCCAGUGUGCGAAAGAAAUGGAGUAGUCAUGAUGUCAGUACCAUUUUGAAGGUGUUGUGGAGCAGCUGGGCCCAUGAAUAGAUUGUCAGCACUGCUACCAGUUAAUUGUCUGUCAAAGCAAAUAGCAGGUCGCAGUGAGUUAUGUGAUCUUAUGUUUCCAUCCCCUGAACCCCUCAAUGCUGCUACAAGCAGAAACCUUUUCAUAACACCAGCAUCUUUUGAGUUCUGGUUGCUGCAAAUAAUUUUGCACAUUCUGGAUGUUACUGUGUGCAACUUGGUUGAACCCCAUGGAAUUUCUCGUGAGUUAGAUUCUGCUAUAGCCAAGGGUCCCAUGUUUGAUGGUAAUUUUAUCAGUUGUUGAAUGUUUAUAAAUUGAUAACCUUCUGCUCAGUAGAAAAUAAACAGCCAAGGGAUUGAACCAGUAGGUUCUAGGAGUAACUAUUGGCCAUCAUAGUGAUAACACUUCUGUACACUUUUUUAAAAAAAACUUGUUCUGAUGAGGAUCCCCGCCCCCAAACAAAUUGCAGGAUUUAACAGUGCCACAAAUGACUUUGAUGUUACUGACAAUUUGCUCUGAGCUAUUGAAACUAAUCUAACAUUAGUUUAAAAUUUCUCUGGGAUUUGAUAAUGCCCAACCUAUGACUGCUCUUAAACUCUAGGAAUCCUGCAGCUGGUGAAGCAUCUCAGUGAUUUAGGGAAGCAGUGGUUCACCUUGUGAAGUUGUACCCAGUGUCAGUCUUAUUAAUGUGCUAUUUUGAUACUGUACUGGUUUUCUUGUAUUUUGCAAUUCCAGUAAUAAAGAGAUUUACCAAAGGAA
This is a messenger RNA of Pristis pectinata (smalltooth sawfish), 5359 nucleotides long. Its product is annotated as probable ATP-dependent RNA helicase DDX17. The record is from RefSeq and is a predicted model, not a curated record. The coding region runs from base 90 to 2183 and encodes 697 amino acids. Gene Ontology annotation, biological process: alternative mRNA splicing, via spliceosome. Gene Ontology annotation, molecular function: RNA helicase activity; ATP binding; RNA binding. Lineage: Eukaryota; Metazoa; Chordata; Chondrichthyes; Rhinopristiformes; Pristidae. The transcript is spliced from 13 exons. Gene Ontology annotation, cellular component: nucleus; ribonucleoprotein complex; cytoplasm.